This is a messenger RNA of Antechinus flavipes (yellow-footed antechinus), 2409 nucleotides long. It is a transcript of the gene GSDMB, whose product is annotated as gasdermin B. Gene Ontology annotation, biological process: defense response to bacterium; pyroptotic inflammatory response. The record is from RefSeq and is a predicted model, not a curated record. The coding region runs from base 771 to 2084 and encodes 437 amino acids. The transcript has 11 exons. Gene Ontology annotation, molecular function: phosphatidylinositol-4-phosphate binding; phosphatidylinositol-4,5-bisphosphate binding; phosphatidylserine binding. Lineage: Eukaryota; Metazoa; Chordata; Mammalia; Dasyuromorphia; Dasyuridae.
GAAAGAUAAUUUUGGACAUUCAUUUUUGUAAAACCUUGCAUUGCAAAAUUUUCUCCCUCUUUUUCUCCCUUUCCCUUCCCAAGACAGCAAAAAUCUAAUAUAGGUUAAAUGUGCAAUUCUUCUAAACAUAUUUUUAUACCCAUACUAUGAAAGAAAAAUAAGAUCAAAAGGGAAAAAAAAAAAAAACAGGAGAAAGGGGAAAAAAAAACCAAGCAAACAACAAUAAAAAGGUGAAAAUAGGAUGCUCCAAUCCUCAUUCAGUCUCCAUAGUCCUUUCUCUGGAUGUGGAUGGCACUUUCCAUCACAAGUCUAUUGGAAUUGGCCUGAAUCAUUUCAAUAUUGAAAAGAGCAAAGUUGAUUAUUACAUAAUCGCAGUUGAUUAUUACAUAAUCUUGUUACUAUGUACAAUGUUCUCUUGGACCCUCUUUCUACCCCCACUCCCACCCCCCACCAUCACAAAUAAAACAGAAAAAUUUCCAAAUGUAUUACAAAUAAAGUAACAAAAUAAAUCAGUUUUACAAAAGUUCUUUUUUCAUUUUCAUGAUAUAUUUAGACUUUGGAAGUUGAUCCCAAGCCAAAAGUCUUCCUGCUCCACCCAGCUAAUGGAGGUGGAGCUUUAUUUUACCAAUUGAUAACCCAAGAGACUUCAUUUGUCUUUCUGGUCCUCGUGGAGACAAUACUGGCCAGGAUCCAUUCUGGGCUUUUCGGAGUAAACAUAUUUCUGAAGUACCACAAUUGCUGAGUAGCAGUCCACUGUUCCCUCGCAGACAAUGCCUUCCAUAUUUAAGAUGGUCACUGGAAAAGUGGUCAGUGAAUUCACUGAGAAUGGAGACCUAAUUCCCAUUAGGAACCUCAUUGAUGCUGACAAAUUCCACUGUUGCUCUCUGGUGUGCAAAAAAAAGAGCUUUUUCCCUUUCUUUAAACCUCACUACUGGAAGACAGGGCUUACUGUGGAUGAUCUUCUGGAGGCCUCUGAUGAGCUGGACUGUGUCUUCACAGAGGUGGCAGAAAAAAAGAAUUCUAAAAUUAAGGAUAAUGUGAAAAUGAAGAUGAGAACUGAAAUGAAUAUACCCCAUGUUACAUCUGUAAAUGGGGAAGUUGAUUUCUCUACAAAGCUGGAGUUAAAGUUAAAGUUCUGGGAGAUUUCCCAUGAAGGAAAGGAAUCUUUGUCCCAAAGGAAGCUGAAAAAAGAGUUGCCUUCCCUAGUCGAAGCAUUGAAGAAAAGAGGCGAAAAUCUGUAUAUGGUGAUAGAAACGGUGGAGUUGGACGAGGAACAAAACAUAGAGAGAAAAUAUUUCGUGGGCACUUCCUUCAAAUCUCUAAUAAUGAAAAUAGAGGGCCUCUUGGAUGUGAAUAUCAGCAGUGCCGUCACCAUCCCUUCUAAGAGUGUCCUUGCCUGCAGAACUAACCUGCUGGUCUUCGAGGAGAAGCACUGCCGAAUUUCUCAUUUUGAUGAUGAAAAUUCCUUCUCUUCAGAAAGUGAUAGUGGCCAGAGAUCAGCAAUGCCGACUGAGGAAUGGCUCGAACCCCUGGAGAGCUUCAGUGAUCUGCAGGAGAAGGUGAUGAACUUGAUCUGGGCCCUCCAAGACCUGACAGAAACACAGCGGAAGGCCGUGCUGGACUUGCUUACCAGGCUUCUGCAGGACGAGGCACUGGGGGAGAUGGAGGGAAAGGUGGCUAUGGCCCUUUUCACGGAAGAGCUAAGUGACCCUGAGAACCCUCUCCUGAGCGUCCUGUUUGAUGCCUCUGGGAGCUCCAUGCAAAAGGAGGGUGAGGGCAUCCUGGAUUUCCUUGAGGCCCUGACAGAACUAAAAGAGGACCAACAGAAGAUACUGCCUAAGGUUGUGGAGGAAAGACUCUUGUCCGAGACAAUUAAGUUGGUGGAAGACCUCCUAAAGCAAUCAGAAACAUUCCCUCUGAAGACUGACUCAAUCACUCACACGCUUGUGAGAUUAUGUGAUCCGGAGUGCAAGCUAGAACAACCUGUUACCUGGGACUCAGAGACAUGUCAUUCACUCUGUGUCCUGUACACAGUUCUUUCUGUUCUGAAGCUCUUAGCUCAAGAUUCAAGUUCUGUCCUCUAAUUUUGUUUCCUGGGGCUCAGUAAUUUAAAUGUUGAUCAAAACGGCUUCAUAGAUUUUAUUCCAAAGAAGAAAAAGAAUGAUCAGAGACAUGUUGUAUAAUAUUCUUUGUGCAAUAGACUAUAAGCUCCCUGAGAAUAAGAACUGUUUAAUUUUUGCCUCAGAAAAUCUCAGAAUGGAAAAGGACUCUAGAAUCUACCUAAUCCAACCCAUACCUUAAAGAUAUUAAAUUGAUCCUGUAUCUUUUUUUUUAAUUGAUUCUAUUUGCCAUUCAUUGAUUUUGUCUUGUAGUUGCUAAAAAAAAUAAACAAACAAAAAAAAACCUAAA